UUGUGAAUAACAAAUUUCACUAUAUUUCUUUGCGAACGUAAACAAACAACUGUUGCUAAGCAACAAAAAAUAACAAAAUUUAGUAGCAAAACAAAGAAAAUAUUUUCCUUCAUACACAAUAAGAUUAACAACAAUCCUAAGGAUUUGGAGCUAUAGCAGUCUAAAUGAUGGAUUGGGCCGAGGAAUUGAAAUUAUCCAUUCGUAAGAAAACUGCACGAAAGGGUCGUCGCUCGAAAAGUCGCGAUCCAAUUGGUGGCGCUUCAACCAGUAUCAAUGUGAGCAAUCAAAAUAAAAAUGAAAAAGAAAUUUCUAUCGAUAUAACGUUGGAUCUGCAGCAGAAUUCCAGUACUGCUGCUAGCGAGGAAACUGAUGCCUCCAAGAAACCACCGCCCCGGCGCAUUUCUGGAGGUUGGGCUGACGUCGGCUUGUUAAAAAGUUCAAAAACAAAAAAAGGAGCCUCAUUUGACGACGAACGUUUCCAAAGUGUUUCACUUGCCAAGUCGCCUAUUGGCUCACCCUCUGGAGAUGAAAUACCAACUAUACCCGAUAUGGAUGAUUUAAAAGAUGAAAUCUUACUUAAUGAAAUUUUGGAGCCGCCUGUCUCCAAACCCCAACGUUUGAAUACGUUGAGCGAAUUAAACUUGGACUUGCUGAAUCAGAAUGCAUUUGCUUCGAUGGAGAAUGUAGAUCUUACGGUAUUGACACGUUGCUUAAAACUACCCGAAACAUUAGAUGAGCCCGACGAAGUAUGGGAAUGGGAUAAAUUAUUUACUGAUGUUAUUUCAGAUAUACAUUCUGACCAGCAAAGUUUCGCUGGCGGACAGAAAAAAGAAAUUGGGCCGGAUGAAAUACCACCGCCGAUGUACGCAUAGUUCAAUAAUAUAAUAACACAUAAUAAGUUUUCAUUAAAAAUUUAAAUUUAUUAAGCAGCA
Molecule: messenger RNA, 932 nt
Organism: Ceratitis capitata (Mediterranean fruit fly)
Lineage: Eukaryota; Metazoa; Arthropoda; Insecta; Diptera; Tephritidae
Gene: IFT43
Product: intraflagellar transport protein 43 homolog
Exons: 5
Coding region: 165-872 (235 amino acids)
Biological process (GO): intraciliary retrograde transport
Cellular component (GO): cilium; intraciliary transport particle A
Source: RefSeq, a predicted model, not a curated record